Molecule: messenger RNA, 1836 nt
Organism: Penicillium griseofulvum
Lineage: Eukaryota; Fungi; Ascomycota; Eurotiomycetes; Eurotiales; Aspergillaceae
Product: Zn(II)2Cys6 transcription factor domain-containing protein
Exons: 5
Coding region: 1-1836 (611 amino acids)
Biological process (GO): regulation of DNA-templated transcription
Cellular component (GO): nucleus
Molecular function (GO): DNA-binding transcription factor activity, RNA polymerase II-specific; zinc ion binding; transcription cis-regulatory region binding
Source: RefSeq, a predicted model, not a curated record
AUGGAUAUCGAACUAGCCUCUCCGCCAGCCGUAAGUGCCUUGCGAGAAUCAUUCGGUGAUCGAAAGCCACCGGAUAUUACUCGCAAGAUUACUGCUUGUGUAGCAUGUCGCAAGCAAAAGGUCAAAUGUCAUAUGCGAGAGGGUCAGAUGCCAUGUUCGCGGUGUAAGAAGAGAGGUCUCCCUUGCAACGUGAACCGAAGCUUGCAGACAUUACUGGAAGAUGAUGUCACAUGGAAAGGCGCCGUAGUACAAAAGAUGCGACGGCUAGAAGAGGCUGUUGCAAAAAUUGCUGCCAAAGUUGACGUGCCCGAGUCACAAGCUGCUCCUGGAACGCAAGAUCAUUUGUGUCUACCAGUUGAAUCUACCAAUGAAGAAGUUAUAGCAGAGGAAAUCUGCCCCUCGAGCCAACCAUCUCAGCCAAAAGAGAACCAUGAGCCACCUCAGACAUGGGAAGUAAUAAUGGAUCCCCGGGGCGGCCCAGCUUCCAUCCCGGCCUCUUGUGUCUCAGACAAUGGGAAGGCAGGUCUCUCAAACAAUUUAUCAUCUGCACGUCGUCCAGAUUUGAUAUCCACGGGUCUUAUCUCCUUACGCCAAGCCGUUGCGUUAUUCGAAACAUAUCAUCUCAGACUUGAUCAUUUUCUCUAUCGCAUUCUUGGUGACCAUAUCAGUUUGGACUCGGUUCGGAUCGCAUCCCCACUAUUAACGGCCGCUGUUUGUACUGUGGCUGCUUUGCAUUCUCAAACCCUCGGCCAUCUUUUUGAAGCUUGCUACGCUGAAUAUAAAAAUCUUGUCGCAGCUCAAACUUUUUCAAGACACGUGAACGAAGAUGACAUUCGUGGGCUCUGUGUCGGUGCAUUUUGGUUGCAUGAAAUUUCCUGGGCUUUGAUCGGAAAUGUGGUAUCUACAAAGCCCUCAGAGGAGACCGCGAUGGGUAUCUUCAAGCUCGACUAUACUAUCUCGUCUAUGGAAGGGUUUAUAAUCGAGUCGGCCAGUCAGAUACUGGACACUGAACACGCCACAGAAGAUGACGCUAGAUUAAUCAGUCAGGUCAAGGAAUGGUCAAUCUUGGGUCGAGUGUUUGACACCUUCGGGGUUGAUGUUGAUACCUCUAUUGCACCUCAGACACUACCUCAACUGCGGCGAUUCUCAAUAUCUCUGGAUACGUGGUUUGCAGAUUGGAACGAAAGCUUCAAAGUGAAUCAGAAUGUCGGAAAUUAUCCACAAAAGGGUGUUGGUUUUCACUUCCAUUUUGCAAAGCUAUACCUUUGCUCGCACGCCUUUCGUGGUGUGCCGAUAUCAGAGAGUUCACCACGAUACAUGUCGCCUGAACUGGAGGAGAUCGCCAAUGCCGGAGUGUUGUCAGCUAUGUCAAUCCUUCAGAUGAUCGUCUGUGAUGCCGAGUUUCGUACGUUCAUGAAUGGGCUUCCUUUAUAUUUUGAUACUAUGAUCGCCUUUGCCGUUGUUUUUCUCCUCAAAGUCGCCACGAAGUAUGCAUUCAUGAUCAGAAUCGAUACGGGCAAGAUCAUUUCCCUGGUCACUGAGACUGUGGUGGCCCUUCGGGACAUCACCCAGUCUAUGCAUAGACACCAUCUCCUUGUGGUAAUCAGCAAAGGCUUGGAACGGCUGUUGAGUAUAUGCCAGAUGUCCACCUACACAGUUCACGAAAGAAUGUAUCGUCCUUCUCCUACCCAGGAACAGCCCCCAGUAUUUGAUACAAUUUGGAUGGAAAACAUGGCAAGCUUUGAUUUUCAAACUAAUUUUCCUGAUAUCGACAAUUGGUGGCUACAUUAUAAUACAUCGAUGGGACCCCCUCUUUGUCCAGAGGCGUCGAGAUAA